Messenger RNA from Actinia tenebrosa (Australian red waratah sea anemone), 3147 nucleotides. Its product is annotated as coadhesin. NCBI's taxonomy places the organism in Eukaryota, Metazoa, Cnidaria, Anthozoa, Actiniaria, Actiniidae. The record is from RefSeq and is a predicted model, not a curated record.
UAUUAAACUAGAUCAUCGUUAGAAUUUGUUCAAAAGGUGGUAUUUUGUAUCCACUAAGUGCAAAUGUACGAGAAUGAAGCUGAUCAGGAUUUUCAUUGUGAAUGUGUUUCUCCUUCAUACUGUCAGCACCGAAUUUGAUCUCAAUGAAGUUGGUUGUGGUUCCUUGUUGGACAAUUACUUGUUGGACAACUCCAGUAUUUCAUUCAGUGCUACAUCCGGGGACCCAGGACGUCCUUUACUUUCUGGAGAACCAUGGAAGCCGACCACCAUUAGCUUUAGGAACUCCUUGACGGUUGACUUAGGAGCAAACUACAGUGUUAGUCAGGUGGUGUGGUCAGGAGACCCUGCAACAGYAGAACAAACAAAUCAGAUGGCAAUUCAGUACAGUUACGAUGGAAUAACAUACGACUGUAGAAGGAAACGACUAGCACCUGCAUCCUGCAAUCCAUACUAUGGGAAUUACCCCCCACCUGCACCAAGUCAGGCAAUAAACGUGGUUAAUCUUGGAAGCGUCGUAACGGCACGUUACUUCAGAUUUGUUCCAAUUGAACCAGAUCCAGGAGUAAAGCCUGGUUCACACAAUUUAAGAAUUGACGUGAAUGGAUGUGUUAAAGGUAUUCCCGAUAUCGAUCUUGUGUUUCUGUUCAGUUCAACUUCUACCAUUUUAGCAGACGCAACUGCAGCUUUUACCUUCAUGAAAAACACAGCUAAAGAAUUUGUGACGCAAUAUGGUAAGACGUAUAUCAGGUACGGCCUGAUCGUCUUUGGUAUUACCGUCAACGAUGUCUUUAACUUCCAGACUACUGCCAGUAUGGAUAAAGCUACUUUGAAGACGUCAAUCGAUGGUUCCAACAACAUCGCUGGUUCAUCUGAUCUGAAAGCCGCGCUUGGAAAUGCAAAAGCAAUGUUACAAGGACCAGGUUCACGACCAAACGCAAGGAAGAUUGUUGUUGUAAUGAUGGACACGGGUUCAGCACAGUCUCAGAAUGAAUUGGAACUUGCUGCAAAAAACCUCAGAGAUAUCGAAGCACUUGUGAUCGGUAUUGGCAUUGGAAGACAGAUUCCAGUACAACAGCUUGAAUGGAUAACUCUAAAUAGGUAUUACGUCAUGCUGUUUCCAUGGACAGGAAGCUAUCGUCAUCUUUGCUUUGGUAUUGCUGCAAGAUGCUUUAAAGAAUCCGACAUUACAUUUGCUAUCGGUGCUGGUUCCACUAAUUCUGCAGCACUUUUUAAACUGAUGAAAGACACCAUGGGAGCAAUCGUUCUCAAAUACGGGAUGAGAACCAUCCACUACAGCAUUGUUACAUAUGGACUUGGUUCAGCCUCACCGUCAGUGGUACGUUCGUUCACCUCGACUGGAUCGCUUUCGUCUUCAGAUCUGAAGAAUGCAAUAGAUAGUCUCACUUACCCAGGAGGUUCUGGGACCAUUGCAACAGACGCUGCACUGAACAGGUGUCAAAGUAGCUUCAAUGAUCCAAGCGUUCGAAGAAGUGCUGAAAGAGACGUUGUUCUGAUGACUGACAAGAGUUCAUCGAUCAGUACUGCGACUUUAAGAUCCUUGUCGUACRCACUAGGGGCCUCAGGAUUAAGAAUCAUUCCCGUCGGUAUUGGRAAUAACAUCGACAGAAAUCAGUUACUACUCAUGAGCAGCAAUAGUGAAGAUGUUAUCCAUGUAACUGAGGUAGAGACAGCAAAUGCCCUGGAAUUGAAAGUCAUGCACAACGUAUAUCGACUUUACAUGCUGAACUACGACAUGACGUUCAUCAUGUACGCCUUUUCUUCUCAAUCGAGUAGUUACUACUCUUACAUGCAGAAUGUCAUACGAACAAUACUACAAAGAUAUGGUUAUGGGCGAUGUCGAUACACGUUUAUUGUCUAUGGAGGAUCUUCUGUGAUGUAUUACAGGUUCGACAGUAAGGCAUUCCCAAACUUGGAAAUGUUGCUGAGAGCCUUUGCCAGGAUUCCUAGAGCAAUUGGAGGAUCUGCAACUAAUUUAUCGCGCGCAUUUGAGCAUGCCAAGGCUAAUUUCCAAAGCGAUUCCCGGUCAGAUGCUUGGAAGGUUCUGGUGUUAAUGAUGGACAGGAAAACUGGAAUGAAUGAGGCAGCACUGCGCAGUAUGACAACAUCUUUAGAAGAGAUGGGAGUGUUUAUCAUACCAGUAGGAAUGGGUCGUGAAAUAGACAUAGUAGAGUACUACUACUUCACUGCCUACAGAGACUUUGUCACAUUUUCAUCGGAUUACACGUCCAUUUCAUACUUGAACAUUGGGGAAAAUAUCAUGAACCGUGUCGUCCGAUUUGAAUACGUACACAUGUUGUUCGUGAUCAACGCAGGCUCCGUCAACUCAAAUGUCACUUAUCAAUUGAUGAAAAAUUGUAUGCUGAAGAUGAUCAGGAAAUAUGGAGUUUACAGAUUUCGAUAUUCUGUUAUCAUAUAUGGUUCUUCAUUCACGAAACAUGUGGAGUUUAACACCAAUUUUCCAUACAGAGAUGCUUUGAUUAACAUUGUCAAUGGCUUGGUUAGUCAGAGCGGGUCUUCAAAUAAUUUUUUUUCAGGGAAAAGUAUCCCUGUAUUGGAGCGGCUUUCCCUAAGUGGGACCCCUACUGUUCUCCCAACACCUACACAAUACAAGAUGCGGCUAAAUGUUCAAGUGGUAACCUUUUAUUUCGUUUGAAUUGGCUUUUUGCAAUAGACACGUGAUUGUUACUGGAUGGCAAAAAAUGGACUUCCUUUAUUUAAAGAAUUGUUGCUGAAUUACUAAUGUUGUCUACAAAAACUUUUAGAAAAUACUUUUUUCCCCUUAGAAGAUACUUUUGGUUUCAUGAUACAAAGCAGUUUGAAAUUUGUUUGCCAUCCAAGCUGAAUUCGUCACAAAGUGAUAUAUCAGCAAGUGACUGUUUUGUUGCAAAAGGCCUAUUGUUGAAUCGCACAGCGCUUACGGUUACGGUUACGGUAAGAAAUGGUAAUGUUUUGUUAAUGCAAAACUAAUCAGUUUCCGGAUUAUAUUCUCCCUGAUAUGCGAACAGCUGUCAAUAUAGUUUUGCAUGUUUCAAGUUCAGCAAAUGCGUUGCCAUUUUAGCAGCAGUAAGGGGGACUCGCGGUCACCAUUUGGGAUUGCCCGGGAAUUACCCGUGUUUAUGCACUAGC